AUGAUGUCCAUGAACAGCAAGCAGGCGUUCAGCAUGCACCCCAUCCUGCACGAGCCCAAGUACCCCCACCUGCACACCAGCUCGGAAGCCAUCCGCAGAGCCUGCCUGCCCGCCCCCCAGAUCCAGGGGAACAUCUUUGCGGGCUUUGACGAGACGCUGCUGCGGGGAGCCGAGGCUCUGGCCGCCGUGGAUAUCGUGUCGCAGAAAACCCACCCGUUCAAGCCGGAUGCCACCUACCACACCAUGAGCAGCGUGUCCUGCACUCCUACCUCGUCCUCCGUCCACCUGCACCACCCGUCCGUGCUGACCACACACCACCCCCACCACCACCACCACCAGCCCUCGCAGGGCCUGGACGGGGAGCUGCUGGACCACCUCAACUCUGCCCUGCCUCUCGGAGGGGUGCCGGGCCCCGACGUGGGCUCCACGCCUUCGCACCCUCACUCCCACAUGUCGGCCAUCAACCACAUGGCCCACCACUCGCAGCCCAUGAACAUGUCCCACCCCCAUGGCCUCGCUUCCCAUGCCGUCAUCUCUGGCCCCGAGACGGAGACGGACCCACGGGAGCUCGAGUCCUUCGCYGAGCGCUUCAAGCAGCGGAGGAUCAAGCUGGGGGUCACCCAGGCGGACGUGGGCUCCGCSCUGGCCAACCUGAAGAUCCCGGGGGUGGGCUGCCUUAGCCAAAGCACCAUCUGCAGGUUCGAGUCGCUCACCUUGUCCCACAACAACAUGGUGGCCCUCAAGCCCAUCCUGGAAGCAUGGCUGGAGGAGGCAGAGAGGGCGCAAAGGGAGAAAAUGACCAAACCCGAGAUCUACACGGGGGSGGACAAGAAGCGCAAGCGCACCUCCAUCGCCGCCCCCGAGAAGCGCUCGCUCGAGGCCUAUUUCGCCGUUCAGCCCCGGCCCUCCUCCGAGAAAAUCGCCGCCAUCGCCGAGAAGUUAGACUUGAAGAAGAACGUGGUGCGGGUCUGGUUUUGCAAUCAGAGACAGAAGCAGAAAAGGAUGAAAUUUUCUGCCACCUACUGA
This is a messenger RNA of Malurus melanocephalus (red-backed fairy wren), 1026 nucleotides long. RefSeq names its product brain-specific homeobox/POU domain protein 3. The record is from RefSeq and is a predicted model, not a curated record. Gene Ontology annotation, molecular function: RNA polymerase II cis-regulatory region sequence-specific DNA binding; DNA-binding transcription factor activity, RNA polymerase II-specific. Gene Ontology annotation, biological process: regulation of transcription by RNA polymerase II. The transcript has 2 exons. Lineage: Eukaryota; Metazoa; Chordata; Aves; Passeriformes; Maluridae. The coding region runs from base 1 to 1026 and encodes 341 amino acids.